AUGGCCUCCGUUACAGACACACCACGUUACUUUUGGUUUCCUAUUCUCAGUCAAUUCAUUGCCGGACUCGAAUCAAAGUUCUCCCAGCUCUCGGUAUCUCCAGACGACCCUUUGCUGACCGCCAGAGCAACUGCCCGAGUAUACACCCAUCGAUUCUCAGUCUCAGAUGUCAAAGGCCCAGAACCCCGACCGACGUGGGAGAUCUCCUGGUCCUCGCUCGCUCACUUCUCGCGGGAUUCUCCGCCACCGUUCGACUUCAGGAAGAAACGGAAAGACCAACCUGUCCACCCCGCAGCUCUAAUGGCGCAGCUCAAACGGCGAUUACAUUCCCAGCCAAAAACAGAAGAAACGCGCGAUGACAUGGAAGUUGAUACUAGUGGGCGUGUACGUGCGGUACGCAAAAGCAAUCUCCGAGCGGGAGUCAUUGUGGCACGUCGAAAGCGAGAAAGUGGGGGCGAAGAUGCCGAUGUGAGUAGUGCUGAGAUAGGAACUGCGUCAACGCCCUAUUCCAGAAAUAACAGCGCCCUAAUUUACUGGAGCCGGCGCCGUGCAUCUUCUUUUGGUGAACAGUCGACCUCUGCCUCGUUGGAGACCAGUAGCCCUACUAUCUCAAUCACUGAAGCGCCUAAUACCUCUAAUUCAGGCCCUCUGCCCAAUGCUCGGCGCCGACGUGCAGGUCGCUCGGCUUCUACUUCUGGACUUCCUCUUCCUCAACUCGAUACAACCGACAUCACCGUCCGCCGACCUUCAGUUGCGCUUUCGCUCAUGAAGACUCCAUUUAUCCAAGAUGUCGAUAUGGCCUCGCCCAUGUCCGCGACUCCUAUCAUGCGCACUUCGACUGAAUCGUCCAUGUGGGGUCCUCGAAAGUUUAACCGCUCUACUAUCCAUCACGGGCCCAUUGAAGAAGCACCCAAGCCAUCUUCACCGCCUCCGGACUAUGCCAGUGUCAUGCAUCGUGACGACGAGGAUGGAGAUGCGGAUGACGAAAAGACGCCCCUGAGGACCAUGCCUACUCGGCGAGCCGGAUCCCCAGCACCGGCAAGUUCAUUGGAUACUGUGCAUGAAGAAGAAGAAACUUUGCCUAAAUCCGGGGUAGAUCUCACGGAUAAGGAUGAUGUUAUGUCACCUUGA
This is a messenger RNA of Rhizoctonia solani, 1131 nucleotides long. RefSeq names its product cupin domain-containing protein. NCBI's taxonomy places the organism in Eukaryota, Fungi, Basidiomycota, Agaricomycetes, Cantharellales, Ceratobasidiaceae. The coding region runs from base 1 to 1131 and encodes 376 amino acids. The transcript has 5 exons. The record is from RefSeq and is a predicted model, not a curated record.